Messenger RNA from Paramecium tetraurelia, 411 nucleotides. RefSeq lists its product as uncharacterized. Gene Ontology annotation, biological process: intracellular signal transduction; protein phosphorylation. The record is from RefSeq and is a predicted model, not a curated record. Gene Ontology annotation, cellular component: cytoplasm. The transcript is spliced from 3 exons. NCBI's taxonomy places the organism in Eukaryota, Ciliophora, Oligohymenophorea, Peniculida, Parameciidae. Gene Ontology annotation, molecular function: protein serine/threonine kinase activity; ATP binding.
AUGUAAUCAUAAGGUAAAGCCCCACCAUAAAUUGAACAUUAUAUAAUAGAAAGAGUGUACGUGAUAUAGAACAAUAUCACAAACACUUAAGUAGUAAUUAAAAUCAUCAACAAAAAAAUGAUAAAGAACUCAAAAAUGGAAGCUAAGAUUAGAAGUCAGAUAAGGCUGCUGAGAUAAUUCAAUCAUCCAAAUGUGAUUAAACUAUACGAAGUAUUUGAUACUCCUGACGACAACUUUUAGUAAUGGAAUAUGCACAAAAGAGGUGAACUAUUUGAUCUGAUUGCCUAAAAAGGUAAAUUGUCAGAGGCAGAAGCUCUGGAAUUGAAUAUCGCCACAAUAAUCUUGUUGUUCAUAGAGAUCUUAAACCUGAAAUAUAUUGAUAAAUCAUAAUUACGUCGUGAAAACAGCUGA